AUGGCUUCUGCUGGGAUUCAGCAGCAGCAAGAAGUUUUGGCCUGGUUACUUGAACCUUUGAGCCAACAAUGGACACAGCUUGAGGCUUUGAGAAUGGACUAUUAUUCUAUUAGAAAAGAGGCAAAAUUGAAAAUGUGCUCCUUACGUGCUAUCUGUUAUUUGCAGGUAAAAACAGGAGAGAUACGGUUUUUGGCGAGCACAUCAUUCCUUCUAGUGAAAAAGGAUUGGUCUUCUGAAAUCCGAUUACAUGCAUUUAAAAUGCUCCAGCACUUGGUCCGAUUACGGUGGGAGGAAUUGAACCCUACAGAACGUAGGGACUUUGCAAAUGUUGCAGUCGACUUAAUGUCUGAGAUUGCAGAUCCUUGUGAAGAAUGGGCUUUGAAAAGUCAGACAGCUGCCCUUCUUGCUGAGAUAGUUAGAAGAGAAGGCAUAAAUCUGUGGCAAGAGCUAUUUCCAUCUCUAGUUUCUUUAUCCAGCAAGGGUCCCAUACAAGCUGAGUUGGUUUCAAUGAUGCUAAGGUGGCUUCCUGAAGAUAUUACAGUUCACAAUGAAGAUCUAGAAGGUGAUCGACGUAGACUGCUUUUGCGGGGACUUACUCAAUCUUUGCCUGAAAUUUUGCCUUUAUUGUACACUUUACUGGAAAGACACUUUGGAGCUGCAAUAAGUGAAGUUGGUAGACAACAAUUAGACAUUGCAAAGCAGCAUGCAGCUGCAGUAACAGCUACUUUGAAUGCUAUAAACGCAUACGCUGAAUGGGCUCCUUUGCCUGAUCUUGCUAAAUAUGGCAUCAUUCAUGGGUGUGGCUUCUUACUUUCUUCACCUGACUUCCGUCUUCAUGCUUGUGAAUUUUUCAAACUUGUCUCACCAAGAAAGAGACCUUUUGAUGCUUCUUCAUCAGCUUCUGAAUUUGAUUCUGCAAUGCAUGAUGUCUUUCAGAUCCUGAUGAAUGUCUCUGGAGAAUUUUUACAUAGAUCUGUAACAAAUGCUGGGGUUAUAGAUGAAAGUGAGUUUGAGUUUGCAGAAUAUAUAUGUGAGAGCAUGGUGUCUUUGGGUUCUGCAAACUUGCAAUGUAUUUCUGGUGAUGACGCUAAACUUACUAUUUACCUACAGCAGAUGCUAGGGUAUUUUCAACAUUUGAAGGUAGCCCUUCAUUUCCAAUCCCUAUUAUUUUGGCUGGGACUAAUGAGAGAUUUGAUGUCAAAACCUAAAGCACUAUCAUCUGGAGAUGGAUCAGCUGUUAAUAAUACAGACUCUAGUUCAGGACAGGUUGAUAAUGAAAAGAGAAAGAUUUUGAGUUUCGUGAAUGAUGAUGUUUGUAGUGCAAUUCUCGACAUAUCUUUCCAGCGCAUGCUUAAGAAAGAAAAAGUUUUUCCUGGAACAGCCCUUACUCUGGGGUCCCUGGUGUUGUGGAGUGAUGAUUUUGAAGGCAAGGGUGAUUUCGGCCAGUAUCGUUCUAGGCUGUUGGAGCUGGUCAAAUUUGUCUCCUCUAACAAGCCUCUCAUAGCUGGUGUUAAAGUUUCUGAAAGAGUUAUUGCAAUCAUUAAAAGUCUCUUGAGUUCUCCAACACCUGCUCAGGAUUUAGCUGUGAUGGAAAGCAUGCAAUCUGCUCUAGAAAAUGUUGUGAGUGCAGUUUUUGAUGGACCCAAUGAAGUUGGUGGGGCCACUUCUGAAGUUCAUGUUGCCCUGUGCAGAAUAUUUGAAGGUUUACUUCAACAACUUCUUUCUUUGAAGUGGACUGAACCACCCCUGGUGGAAGCUCUCGGGAACUAUUUAAUUGCACUGGGCCCCUUUCUGAAACAUUUUCCAGAUGCAGUUGGGAGUGUCAUCAACAAACUGUUUGAGCUUCUAACUUCACUUCCAUUUGUUGUUAAGGAUCCUGCAACGAGUAGGGCACGCCAUGCAAGAUUACAGAUUUGUGCAUCAUUUAUUAGAAUGGCCAAAGCUGCUGAUAAAAGUGUUCUGCCUCACAUGAAGGGCAUAGCUGACACCAUGGCAUAUUUGCAAAGAGAAGGUUGUUUGCAUCGUAGUGAACAUAAUCUUCUAGGGGAAGCAUUUCUUGUUAUGGCUUCUGCUGCUGGGAUUCAGCAGCAGCAAGAAGUUUUGGCCUGGUUACUUGAACCUUUGAGCCAACAAUGGACACAGCUUGAGUGGCAAAAUAAGUACUUGUCUGAUCCACUAGGUCUUGUUUGCUUGUGCUCUGACACAUCAUUCAUGUGGUCACUUUUUCACACGGUGACAUUCUUUGAGAAGGCACUUAAAAGAAGUGGAACAAGAAAAGGCAGUAUGAAUUUACAGAACAACUCAGCUGAAAGUUCAAAUUUUCUUCAUCCAAUGGCUUCUCAUCUUUCGUGGAUGCUACCUCCUCUCCUGAAACUCCUUCGUGCUAUACAUUCCAUUUGGUCUCCGUCCAUACAUCAAAUGUUGCCUGCAGAGGUAAAAGCAGCAAUGACCAUGAGUGAUGUUGAGUGGUCCAGCCUUCUUGGCGGAGGUAAUCCUAAACCAUUGAAGGGUGCUUUGACUUUCACAGACGGAUCACAGUUUGAGACUAGCCGGGAAGGAUAUGGAGAGCCUAAUGAAUCUGAUAUACGAAAUUGGUUAAAGGGUGUCAGAGACAGUGGGUAUAAUGUGCUGGGCCUGUCAGCAACCAUUGGAGAUCCAUUUUUUAAAUCGUUGGACUUCCACUCUGUUGCUGUGGCACUGAUGGAGAAUGUACAGUCAAUGGAAUUCAGGCAUAUAAGGCAACUUGUUCAUUCUGUUUUAAUAUAUUUGGUUAAAUUUUGUCCUCCUGAUAUGUGGGAGGCCUGGCUGGAAAAGUUGCUGCACCCAUUAUUUGUCCACUGUCAACAAGCUCUUAGCUGCUCUUGGUCCAGCCUUAUGCAUGAAGGUAGAGCAAAGGUUCCAGAUCUCCAUGGGAUUGUUGCUGGGUCUGACUUAAAAGUGGAAGUAAUGGAGGAGAAACUACUUCGUGAUCUGACUCGUGAGAUAUGUUCACUUCUCUCUAUAAUGGCCUCUUCAGGAUUAAAUACAGGGCUUCCUGCUUUAGAGCAGUCAGGGCAAUUCACCCGUGUAGACAUGUUGUCUCUGAAAGAUUUGGAUUCUUUCUCAUCAAGCUCUAUGGUUGGGUUCCUUUUGAACCACAAAGAACUUGUCCUUCCAGUGUUGCGGAUUUCCAUACAAGCUUUCACAUGGACAGAUGGUGAAGCCGUGACAAAAGUUUCUUCCUUCUGUACUGCGGUGAUUGUUCUGGCUAUAUCAUCAAAUAAUGAGGAGCUUCGACAGUUCGUUUCAAAAGAUCUUUUUUCUGCGGCUAUCCAAGGUUUGAUCCUUGAGUCAAAUGCUGUUAUCAGUGCUGAUCUGGUUGGUCUCUGUCGCGAAAUAUUCGUAUAUAUGUGUGAUAGGGAUCCAGCUCCAAGGCAGGUUCUACUCUCUCUUCCAUGUAUUACCCCACAAGAUUUGCAUGCUUUUGAAGAUGCCUUAACGAAGACAUCUAGCCCAAAGGAACAAAAACAACAUAUGAAGAGCUUGCUGUUGCUAGGUACUGGGAACCAGUUAAAAGCACUUGCUGCUCAGAAAAGUGUUAAUGUUAUCACCAAUGUUUCAGCAAGGCCACGCAGCUCAGUCAAUGUUCCGCAAACCAGAAUCGAAGAGGGGGAAACUGUGGGAUUGGCAGCCAUUUUGUGAAGGAUUCUUAUAAUUUGGCAGAGUUGUACAGUGAUGAAUUACACCGAGGAGUUAUUUGACAGAUAUACCGAGGAAAAAGGCAUCUUUUUUGCUGCCAUAGCUCUACAGGGGUUGUGCAACCAGUUCACCCUCUUAGGCUACCUCAAAAUGUAAUUUUGAGUAAAUAUAAAGAAUUCUUAUACCCUCUUUACUUUUAUCAUCAUGGAAAUGAGGUUUGUAUUUGUACAUGAAUAUGUUGUACUUCUUGUCUCAUUGGCAGUUUAAUACCACAAAUGCACACCUGGUGUUGCUUUUGAAA
This is a messenger RNA of Pistacia vera, 3979 nucleotides long. Its product is annotated as protein HASTY 1-like. Gene Ontology annotation, cellular component: cytoplasm; RNA nuclear export complex; nucleus. NCBI's taxonomy places the organism in Eukaryota, Viridiplantae, Streptophyta, Magnoliopsida, Sapindales, Anacardiaceae. Bases 1 to 3681 code for a protein of 1226 amino acids. The record is from RefSeq and is a predicted model, not a curated record. Gene Ontology annotation, molecular function: nuclear export signal receptor activity; RNA binding. Gene Ontology annotation, biological process: RNA export from nucleus; protein export from nucleus. The transcript has 23 exons.